Molecule: messenger RNA, 5176 nt
Organism: Electrophorus electricus (electric eel)
Lineage: Eukaryota; Metazoa; Chordata; Actinopteri; Gymnotiformes; Gymnotidae
Gene: top2a
Product: DNA topoisomerase II alpha
Biological process (GO): resolution of meiotic recombination intermediates; sister chromatid segregation; DNA topological change
Cellular component (GO): nucleus
Molecular function (GO): DNA topoisomerase type II (double strand cut, ATP-hydrolyzing) activity; DNA binding; ATP binding
Source: RefSeq, a predicted model, not a curated record
AAUAACGUAGUUAGCUCGCCAGUUAUUUAGCUAACGGUGCAAAUACUUGAUAGAGGUUGUUUGGUAACCUAGUUAGUAAGAGUGCAGUAAGUAAAAAAAGGUUAAAUGUUUUCUUAAAUAUAGACGGUUUUAGCCAUAGUUGUACAGUGAAUCGAUUGAAAAGUGGAAUUUUAGUUGUAUGUUGUUGAAGUGUGAAGACUUAAGACAAGGUUACCUAAACGUUAAAAAAAAAGCCCACAAAUCGAUUUUAUUGUGAAAAAUGGCUUCCACGGACGGACCGUUGAAGUCUCUGUUUGAAAACAAGACCUUGAGCAAGCCCAAGAAGGAUGCCAAGAGACUUUCUGUGGAACGCAUCUACCAGAAGAAGACCCAGCUGGAGCACAUUCUGCUCCGGCCGGACACCUACGUUGGUUCCGUGGAACCCCUCACUCAGCCUAUGUGGGUGUUUGAUGCAGACAUUGGUAUGAAUUGCAGGGACAUCACAUUUGUUCCAGGCCUCUACAAGAUCUUUGACGAAAUCCUGGUCAAUGCUGCCGAUAACAAGCAGAGAGACAGUAACAUGAACUGUAUCAAGAUCAACAUUGACCUAGAGAACAAUUCCAUCAGCAUCUGGAACAAUGGGAAGGGCAUUCCUGUGGUGGAGCACAAGGUGGAGAAGAUGUAUGUGCCCGCUCUCAUCUUCGGCCAGCUGCUCACCUCCAGUAACUAUGAUGACGAUGAAAAGAAGGUCACAGGUGGCCGUAAUGGAUACGGUGCCAAGCUGUGCAACAUCUUCAGUACCAAGUUUAUUGUGGAGACGGCAUGCCGAGAGUCCAAGUCCUCAUUCAAGCAGACGUGGUACGAAAACAUGGGCCGCGCGGGUGAGGCUGCCCUCCGCCCUUUCACCGGUGAUGACUACACCUGCAUCACCUUCUGGCCUGACCUGGCCAAGUUCAAGAUGCAGUCACUGGACCGGGACACAGUGGCACUGAUGACGCGCCGCGCCUACGACAUCGCCGGCUCCACCAAGGGCGUGAAGGUCUUCUUCAACGGCACCCGCCUGCCGGUGAAUGGGUUCCGUAGCUAUGUGGACCUGUAUGUGAAGGACAGGACGGAUGAGACAGGCUCUUCCCUCACUGUAGUGCAUGAGGUGGUGAACCCACGCUGGGAGGUCUGCCUCACCAUGAGUGAAAAGGGAUUCCAGCAAGUCAGCUUCGUCAACAGCAUUGCCACCACCAAGGGUGGCAGACACACAGACUACGUGGCUGACCAGAUCGUGUCCAAACUGAUUGAGGUGGUGAAGAAGAAGAACAAGGCAGGGGUGGUGGUCAAACCGUUCCAGGUGAAGAACCACAUGUGGCUGUUUGUGAACUGCCUGAUCGAGAAUCCCAGCUUUGACUCUCAGACCAAAGAGAACAUGACGCUGCAGCAGAAGAGUUUUGGCUCCACCUGCACCCUCAGCAAUAAGUUCAUCAAGCAGGCCAACAGCUGCGGCAUCGUGGACAGCGUGAUGAACUGGGUGAAGUUCAAGGCCCAGAACCAGCUCAAUAAGAAGUGCUCCGCCGUCAAGCACACCAAGAUCAAGGGCGUGCCCAAGCUCGACGACGCCAACGACGCAGGUGGAAAGAACUCUGGCGGCUGCACUCUGAUCCUAACUGAAGGGGACUCGGCCAAAACUCUGGCCGUGUCCGGACUCAGCGUGGUGGGCCGCGAUCGCUACGGGGUUUUCCCCCUGCGUGGAAAGAUCCUCAACGUCCGGGAGGCUUCGCACAAACAGAUCAUGGAUAACGCAGAGAUCAAUAACAUCAUCAAGAUCCUGGGACUGCAGUACAGGAAGAACUACAGCGACCCAGAGUCUCUCAAGACCCUCCGCUAUGGCAGGCUCAUGAUCAUGACAGAUCAGGAUCAGGAUGGGUCUCACAUUAAAGGACUCCUUAUCAACUUCAUCCACCAUAACUGGCCCUCACUUCUACAUCACAACUUCCUGGAGGAGUUCAUUACUCCUAUUAUUAAGGUGUCUAAUAAGAAACAGGAGCUCUCUUUUUACAGUAUCCCAGAGUUCACUGAGUGGAAGGAGAAACAGAGUAAUAUCAAAUCGUGGAAGGUCAAAUACUACAAAGGUCUGGGUACCAGCACGGCCAAGGAGGCAAAAGAGUACUUCUCUGACAUGGCGAGGCAUCGCAUCCCAUUCAAGUACUCGGGCCCUGCUGAUGAUGAGGCCAUCACCCUGGCCUUUAGUAAGAAGAAGGUGGAAGAGCGGAAGGAGUGGCUCACCAAUUUCAUGAUCAACAGACGACAGCGUCGCGAGCACAACCUUCCAGAGGAGUAUCUGUAUGGUAAAGAGACAUCGUCCCUCACCUACCACGACUUUGUGAAUAAGGAGCUGGUCUUGUUCUCCAACUCUGACAACGAGCGAUCCAUCCCCUGCCUGGUGGAUGGCCUGAAACCGGGCCAGAGGAAAGUGCUGUUCUGCUGCUUCAAGCGUAAUGAUAAGCGGGAGGUGAAGGUAGCCCAGCUGGCUGGUUCUGUGGCGGAGAUGUCUGCCUACCAUCACGGAGAGAUCUCGCUGAUGAUGACCAUCGUGGGUCUGGCACAGAACUUUGUGGGCAGUAACAAUCUGAACCUGCUCCAGCCUCUGGGUCAGUUUGGCACACGUCUACAUGGAGGAAAAGACUCAGCCAGCCCCAGAUAUAUCUUCACCAUGCUCAGUUCUCUCACCCGCCUGCUGUUUCCCGCCGUCGACGACAACCUGCUGAAGUAUAACUAUGAUGAUAACAUACGCGUGGAGCCCGAGUGGUACAUUCCCAUCAUCCCCCUGGUGCUCGCCAAUGGCGCGGACGGCAUCGGCACCGGCUGGGCCAGCCGCCUUCCCAACUAUGACGUACGCGAGAUCGUCACCAACGUGCAUCGUAUGCUCGACGGGGAAGAACCGCUGCCCAUGCUGCCCAGUUAUAAGGGCUUCAAAGGUACCAUUGAAGAGGUGACAACCAACCAGUACAUGAACAGCGGCGAGGUGGCCAUCAUUGACUCCACCACCAUCGAGAUCUCCGAGCUGCCCGUGAAGACGUGGACUCAGACCUACAAGGAGAACGUGCUGGAGGUUAUGCUGAACGGCUCUGAGAAGGCCCCUGCUCUGAUCACUGACUAUAAGGAAUACCACACCGACACCAGCGUGCGCUUCCUGGUCAAGAUGACUGAGGAGAGACUGAGGGAAGCAGAGGCAGCUGGCCUGCACAAGGUCUUCAAACUCCAGAACCCCCUCACCUGCAACUCUAUGGUGCUGUUCGACCACGUGGGCGGCCUGAAGAAGUACGAGACGGUGCAGGACAUCCUGAAAGACUUCUUCGAGCUGCGGCUGAAGUACUAUGUCCUGAGGAAGGACUGGCUGCUUGGCAUGCUGGGAGCAGAGAACACCAAGCUGUCCAAUCAGGCACGCUUCAUACUGGAGAAGAUCCAGGGCAACCUGGUCAUCGAGAACAAACCCAAGAAGGAGCUGAUCCGCAUGCUGCAGCAGAUGGGUUACGACUCGGAUCCUGUGAAGGUCUGGAAGCAAGCCCAGGAGAAGGAGGUGGAAGAGGAGGCAGGGGAGGAGGAGGAGGAGAAGAGCCGAGAGGAAGAGUCCUCGGGGCCCGACUACAACUACCUGCUGUCAAUGCCCAUGUGGUACCUCACGAAGGAGAAGAAAGAUGAGCUCUGCAGGCAGAGGGACGCCAAGCUGACAGAGUUGAACGUGUUGAAGAAGAAGAGCCCGGCAGACCUGUGGAGGGAGGAUCUGGCUGCCUUCACUGAGGAGCUGGAGCGUGUGGAGCAGUCCGAGAAGGAGGCUCAGGUGUGCGUGACCCAGGUGAAGUUGAAGGGGGGCAGGACCAAGGUGGUCAAGAUGAAGAACGAGACCAUGCCGACCCCACAGGGUCGCAGGGUCAUCCCCCGCAUCACCAGCACCAUGAAGGACCAGGCCGCCAAGAAGGCCGGAGGCAAGCGGACCAAAGUCAAGACGGAGUGUGGUGGUGGUCUGGUGAUGAAGAUGGAGAUUGAUGAAGGAGAUGGAGGGUUGGAAGGCAGAGAUUCACAGGAAAUGGGGCUGGCUGCCCGUCUCAAAAAGCAGGCGACCAAAGACAAAGGCUCCAGGUCCGCAAAGCAGACCACCCUGCAGUUCAAGCCCGUGAAGAAGGAGAAGAGGAACCCUUGGUCUGAGGAUGAAGAGGACGAAGACUGCUUGCCUGCCUCUGACACAGCAGAAAGUUCUGGAGAAGUGGCACCCAGGGAGAAACGUGAGAGGAAAGCUCAAGCUACUGCUAAAUACUCCCUGUCCAGCAGUGAGGAUGAAUCUGGCCAAUGGGAGAGCCUAGCCAAACCGAAAGCUCCAUGUAUGGAUGAUGAUGAUGAUGAUGAUAGCGACGAUGACAACAAUAUGUUUGCCCCAGAGCCCAGUGCUGCAUCUGAAAGUGAGCCGGAAUCCCCUGUCCAGCCUCCUCCGAAAAAAGCUGCAGCCAAACCUAGAAAACCAAAGGAGGAAAAGCCAGUAAAGGACACACACGGCUCUGAAAGUGCUGCUCUUAAACCUCCACCCAAGCCCAAAGAUGCUGUGAAGAAAGCAGCAGCCAAGAAGACAACUGCUGCAACCAAGCAGAAAGGAACAGACGUCAAGCAGUCCUCUAUCCUGGACGCGUUUUCCAAGCCCCCCACUAAACCAGCUGCCAGUAAAAAGGCUACUGCCAGUAAAAAGACCACCGCCCCCAAGACGACGUCCAGCGAAUCAGAGAGCUCUGCCGCAGCUGCCAAGAAGGCGCCCGGUCGCAAGAGGAAGGUGGUGGGCCCGAGCAGUGAGGACUCGGACAGCGACUCCGACGGAGGAAACCUCGUUGCCCGCAUCAAGGGCAAAGCCACAGCUGCAGGAAAGAAGAAUAAGUGGGAGGACGAUGAUAGCUUCGCCCUGGAUGUGACCUCAUCUGCCAUAGCUCCGAGGACGAAAACAACACGCAACACCAAACCGGUGCACUACGCCAUCGUCUCUGACUCUGACGAGGGCUUUUAGUCUUCAGCUCUUGUCCAGGGUUGCAGGUCAUUAACUUGCAAUUUUGCUGUUUUACUCAUGUUUUGUGAAGAUUGAGAUUUUUAUAGAACUGUGAUGUAAAUAUUUUCUAUUUCUUUUUUUCUACUCCAAAUUUGCAUAAAUAAACUUUGUUCAGUCUUUGAA